Gastrolobium bilobum is the source of this 4046-nucleotide messenger RNA. RefSeq lists its product as uncharacterized. The record is from RefSeq and is a predicted model, not a curated record. The coding region runs from base 78 to 3746 and encodes 1222 amino acids. Lineage: Eukaryota; Viridiplantae; Streptophyta; Magnoliopsida; Fabales; Fabaceae. The transcript has 12 exons.
UUUUUUCUAUCAUAAACUGGUAGAUUCCAAUACCUCGGAGUUCGAGGACGUCGAGGAUAACCCCACCACCACCGAACAUGUACGGCGGAGCCGCCUCCAAGCUGGGCCGCGCCGCCCACAAACGCCCCCACUCCUCAUUUCCCCGUCCUCCGCCACCUCAGCAUCGAUCAGCUCCUUCCUCCGCCGGCCGCCGCCCCUCGGUCGGCGGCUCCGCCCGUGGAACGCCGCCGGCGGUGGAAGAGACGUUCAACCUGGUUUCCGGAAGCAACCCCGUCGCCUUCUCCAUGAUCAUAAGAUUGGCGCCGGACCUCGUGGAAGAGAUCAAGCGCGUGGAGGCACAGGGUGGCACGGCGCGUAUGAAAUUCGAUUCCAACCAGCAUAAUCCCAACGGAAAUAUUAUUAAUGUUGGUGGGAAGGAGUUCAGAUUUACAUGGUCGAGGGAUGGUGACCUUUGUGACAUUUAUGAAGAACGCCAAAGUGGUGAAGAUGGAAAUGGUUUGCUUGUUGAAUCUGGGUGUGCCUGGCGCAAGCUGAAUGUACAGCGUAUCUUGGAUGAGUCCACUAAGAAUCAUGUCAAAAUGAGGUCAGAGGAAGCCGAACGCAAGCUGAAGUCGCGCAAAGCCAUUGUCUUAGAGCCUGGAAACCCGUCUAUGAAGAGCCAGAUAAAGGCAUUAGCUGCUGUUGAAGCUACACCGUGGAAGAAUUACAAUAAAAAGAAAGAAGCUGCACUUAAGAAAAGGAAAGUCGAAACUCUUCAAGUUGGAGGCCCUCCAAAAUCUUCCCAUAGAUCUGGAUUGAAUUCAACAAGUACUACUAUCAAGGGCAGACAUCCUUCUCCUCUUCCGUCUCCACCAGACCUUCUUGCUGCUUCAUCCUCUCCCAUGAAAGCUGUAAAUAUCUCUAAGAGCGUUGAUGAUGCUGCACCGACACAAAUGACUGGCAAGCAAGAUACUAAUGUUGUCUCCGAGAAACAAAUUUCUGCCAGGAAAAACAAUGCUAUGAGGAACACACCAGGAGGCAAAAGAAAUAAUGGAUCUAAACCAGUAGAUUUGCAGGACAUGUUAAUUUCUAUUCUAAAGGAUAAACCUAAAGGAAUGACAUUGAAGGCCUUGGAGAAAUCUGUUGGUGACGCACUUCCGAAUUCGAUGAAGAAAAUUGAGCCCAUUAUAAAAAAAAUUGCAACGUACCAGGCCCCGGGAAGGUAUAUUUUGAAUUCAGUACUGGAUUUGGAAAGCUCCAAGAAACCUCAGACUGAAAUUGGAAGUUCUCCUGAUGGAAAUCAUAGCCAGAUUCCUGCUCGUGAAGAGUUUCAUGAUCAGACAUCAGCUCCACAGGGAGACUUCAAAGAGAUGGUCCCAAAUGACAAUAUGGAGGAACCGGUGCUAGUAAAAUCCAAAGUGGAAGAAGAAUCAAACACAGUGGAAAAAAUUGAUGCCCAACAUAAUUCACCUGAUAUCUUUGGUGACAAAAAAGUUUCUGAUCACAGCGAAGGGCAGGCAGGCAGCUCUAGUGAUAGUGGAAGUGACAGCGAUAGUGGAAGUGACAGCAGCGAUAGUGGAAGUGACAGUGGAAGCCAUAGUAAAAGUCCUGCUGGAACAGGGAGUGGGAGUAGUAGUGACAGUGAAAGUGAUGCAUCUUCCAGCAGCAAAGAGGGACUGGAGGGUUCUGAUGAGGAUGUAGAUAUUAUGACUAGUGAUGAUGAAAAAGAGUCAAAGCACAAAACCGAAGCCUGUGAUCAAAGGGUGUCAUAUCCCAUUCCAGUAAAAUCUCCGGAGGGAAGAUCUAUGCAGAUUGAUGGUGAUGAGAAGCAGGAUGGUAAUGAAUCUGAUGUAGUUGAGAUUGAAAAAGACUUACCUGAGGAACAGGAAGCUGAAAAGGCCCCAACUAUGGCUACAAUUUCUGAUAAAGAUGAAAAACGUGCAGAAGAGAGAAAACCUCUUUCACCUGAUUAUCAACAGCUCCAGGAGCGCCAAAAAAUUAUAGGAAGUUUGUUUGAUGAAAAGGAAAAUGAAGUCAAAGAUAGCUCUAGGCACGAACAGUCUGAUAGCUCUGAUAGGUUAUCUAAAGGUAAACAUAAGAGAGGUUCUGAUGUGAAAAACAUUGAUGAGAAAUCUGAACGUACAAAGAGGUUGAAAGCUGGAAACUUGAGUCACCAACCAUUUUCUCCUAGUAUGGAUGUGCAGAUGUUGGAUAAUUCUCUGAAUUUGUCUCCUGCCGAAUUUAUUGAUGGCACUUGCAAGGUCCCAACCAUACAAAUGGUGAAUAGAGCUGAUAGACAAGGAAAUUCCAGUGUUGGUUCACAGAAAGGAUACAAUCGAGCAUUUCCAGGAAAAUCUACUACAGAUUUACCACAAACAGGUCAAAGGUCCUUUGACCAAACCUCUCUAGGAAACCCUUCCUUCCCAUGGGAUAAAUCAGAUAAACAUGGUGAAAGCAUAAGGCACAGCAGAAAACAAUCAGGAAAGGACUUUCAUGCGCGUGAAGUUUCUUCUGUGCAGAGAGAGAAAUCUCAUACAGAUGCCCAAAAUGAUGAUAUUCAUACCACUGAGAAAAAAGUUCCCAGGAAUUCCAGGAAUGGUAAUAAUGGAAGUAAACAUUCACUAUCCAUGGAUUCUCAUUACAAAAAACAAGGUGAAAUGGUUGGUAAGUUAAAGGACAGCCGGCAAGGUACUCAGUCACACUUGGGAACAUCACCUAAGGACAAGAACAGAGCUGGUCUUGAUAAAUCCCCUGCAAUUAAUGGGCGAGGUAUCACUCUUCAAAGAGAGCUUUCAGACUUGGAGUUGGGUGAACUUCGUGAGUCUACUCCGGACGAAACCCAAGCCUCAAAGCAAUUUGAUAGAAAAGGUUCAUUUAAACAUUUGGAAAACAAAGCAAACGCUUCAGAGGACAGGAAUUCAGAUAUUACUAAAGUAAAACCUUCAUUGAAAGCAACUUUAGAUGCAGGAAAGCCAUCCUCAGCCUUUGUAAGUUCUGGUUUUCCCAGCAAUUUGGAAAACAUGAAUAGAAAGAACUCAGAUAAUAAUUUUGAAGACUCAACAUGGUCUCGUUCUAGAGUUCUGCAGGCUCAUUCACAACAUGUGAAAGUAGAUCCAGUGGAAGUUGGAUCUCAAAACAAAUUGGAAGAAAUGAGUAGUAAAUUCAGAAAUAAUGAAUCUGGGGUGAGCCAAGAUGUUUAUUUGGAAGGUCGCGGUGAAAGCAAUAGAAGAGCACCUGGAAAUGCAUCUAAACAGCAAGACACUACACGUGGAAUAGUUUCCUACCCUGUGAAAGAAAGUAAAAGACAGACACCUAAUUCAUUGGAAGAGAUGGCUGAUGGAGGAAAGGAUUCAGUGUUUCCAGAUAGAAAUAAUAGCGAUCAAAAGAAGAGAGAAUCGUCUUCAGAUGAAAAUAGUUGCUCUUAUUCAAAAUACGAAAAGGAUGAACCUGACUUGAAGGGACCUGUUAGGACCUUUUCCGAAUAUAAAGAAUAUGUUCAGGAGUAUUGUGAUAAAUAUGAAAGUUAUAGCUCCUUGAACAAGAUUUUAGAGAGUUACAGGAGUGAUUUUCAGAAACUAGGCGAGGAUUUAGCAUAUGCUAAAGCCAGGGAUACGGAUAGAUAUUAUGACAUCUUGGGGCAGCUGAAGGAAUCCUAUGGACGUUGUGGAACGAGACAUAAGAGACUGAAGAAAAUAUUUAUUGUGCUUCACAAGGAACUGGAGCAUCUUAAACGAAGGAUCAAAGACUUUGGACACACUAAUAAUUAAGAGAAAAAACAAGAUUAGAUGAUUUCUUGUGUAGAUUGCAGUCUGUUUAUCAAGCUUGAGAACUUUUGGGUGAUGCAUGAAGCAAAGUUGAGUGGAUGAUUUAUUAUGUUCAUUGGAUAUUCUCUAGCAUUUAAUACAAUUCUUGGUAGAGCCGUACAUUUGUACAAAAAUUUAAAUUUUUGGAUAAUGCUUUUGUGCAUAGGUCUGGCAUUUUUUUUUUUUGGUUUAGCCUGACCUUCAUUUUGUUUCCAUGUCCCCAUAAAUUGUAUUUUUAUUUUAUCUCUUUGAACAAGUUCAGCU